UUUGGGGGAGCUGAGCAAAUGAUUCCCAUCGAAACCUGGCUACCCUCCUGCAGCGACUGAAGCAUAAAUAUCCUCUCUCUCUGAACAUUUAAACGUGAGUUUCAGCUUUUGAUUUUAACCGAUAAAUAGCAAACUGGUGCAAAGUUAAAAAAAAGAAUAAAGUACAUUUUCGGUUGGAAACUUGUAGCCCCGUUAGCUGCCUUGUUGCUAAGCUAGGUGCAGUUUUGUCUCCAGCUAACGAGGUUUGGCUGUGAUGGCCGACUUCAGCAGCAGGAUCAUGAUGUCUUCUGAACACCCAGCAAUCGGAGGUGGGCCUGCAGGAAAAGCGAUUUUGUCUUCAGUCGUGUCAGGCAGUGGAAACAGGGACGUUGUAGAUGGGAUGGACCAGAUAUCUGUGGUGAGAAUCGAUGAUGAACACAUUGCAGAGGAGCAGUCUGAUGUUGGGGGGAAGGUUAAAGACACUGCACAGUGCUAUGAGGUGGAGUACUUGAUGCCUGCAGAGGAGGUCGUUGUGGGAGAGGAAGAGGAAGACGAUGUUUACGUCAUUGAGUAUUCAAAUCCUGAAGAAGAAGGAGAGAGCUACAAGUUCACAAUGUCCGUGGACAGAUCGCUCCCGACCAAAAAGCCGAUAAUUAAACAUCCUUUGGUGAGGGAGAGUGCCAGAGCUCCUUUACCUGUGAUGACCAGCCCAGCCAAACUGCCUGUGCCAGUGAAGCCGAGAGAUAAGGUUAGGCGGAAAAAGAGGAAGCAGGUGGCUGUCGAAAAGGAGGCGAACAAGUUGGAGGUUCUUAGCAACACGGAUGUGUUGAAGCAUGGAGAGAACUACAGGGAACUGAUGGGGCUGGACUCAGGUUCAGAUAAAAGAGAACUGGUGUGCACGCUGUGCCCACCACCCGGAAAACACUUCAAGAGAGCCGCAGGUUUGGCUGUACAUUUAAAACACAUGCACCACAUGGAGGGAAACAAGACGUUCUUCUGUACAAAGUGCGAGCAGACGGUUCGCACCCAGAUUGCACUUGAUGCCCACACAAAACGCCACGCCAACCAGGAGGCCGUGUUCACCUGCCUCCUCUGCUCAGCGGAGACGGACAAGACAGGGUACAAAGGAACAAGGUGGGGUCUGAAGAAACACCUGGAGACGGAGCACCCGGGUAUCAUCCCUCGCUGCAACAUCUGUAAUAAAGGCUUCAAGUCACUUGUGUCAUAUUUGGGUGAUCAGUUCAGGCAUGUUGGUGUGUCGCCCUAUUACUGUGCCCAGUGUCAGAUCUAUGAAAUGACUGAGAGGGGUCUGAGUGUUCACAUCAAGAAUCACGACAAGAAGAAGAAGAGAGAGCAGCUGAAGGAGUCUGGUGAGAUCAACCUGCAGACAUUUGAAACUUCUGCUAACGCCGGCUACGUCACAGACGAUUCUGACUUCUAAUCAGUUUUGUUUUAUGUCUGUAUUAUGAGUAUUAUGACUAAAGCAGCACAAGCUCAGUGACCUCUCUGUCAGACGUGUCUGACAUUUAUGCAUCUUUGACUGAACUUUGGUGAUUUUAGAAUUUGCCUCAAGCUGGGUGGAGUCUUCUACCUUUAGCAUCCAUCAGUGUCACAUGUUGAACAGUUGGAGUUUGAGAAAAUCACUUUUUUUCACAACCUGGGUCUUGUUUAUGUAUAUUUGGCCAUCACUCCUCUUGGGUAUGUUUCAUUUUUCUCACAAGCUUCAUUUAGAGGUCCAGUGUGUAGGAUUUAAUGGGAUAUAUUGGCAGAAAUUAAAUAUAAUAAGUAUGUUUUCUGUAGUGCAUAAUCACCUGAAAAUAAGAAACGAUGUGUUUUCAUUACCUUAGAAUGAACUGCUACUAUCUACUUAGGUAGUGGGUCCUUGUCCACGGAGAUUGCUAUGUUGCACCGCCAUGUUUCAACAGUAGCCCAGAAUGGACAAACCAAACACUGGCUCUAGAUAGGGCCAAUCACAUUUCGCCUCAAUCACCAUAAUAAGAAGCCCCUCCGCAAUUAGCAGUGUUAAGAAAAAAACCCACUUAUUUGUAAUGUGAAACUGCUUUAUUCAGCAUUUUUACCAGUUUAAACCAUUUAGGUUGUUUGUUUCAACAUGUCAGUCAGCACAGAGGAAACACUGUUUGUAACAUAAAACUGCUUUAUUUAGUGUUUUUAGCAGUUUUAAUCACCAGGGCCCUAUUUCAGAGAGCAGACUCAACAAACUGCCUAAUCCUGAUCUCUGAUUUGACUGAGCCUGAGCUGGGAAACUCUUGAAUUUUGGUUCCAGAACAGCAGAUCAGCAUUUGUUCAAUCAACUCUGAGUAUGUUCAGCCUGAGGGAAGCGCGUUCACUGUGAGCACCAACAACCAUCAUCAUUGGAGUGCAGAUGACAUCAGCAUCUUUAGUGGCAGAAAGCAGAGAGCCACUUAUUUCAUCCCAACUGAAAUGGACACUUUGAUGAGCGUGAAUGAAGAUUUCAAACAUGUCUUAAAAAAAAAAACCCAGAUACAACAGCUGCAACUAAACAGCAUGAGGUGUGAUGGGGAAUUAUUGCAGAGUGUUAAUAGGUAAUGUGAAGUGA
Molecule: messenger RNA, 2557 nt
Organism: Epinephelus fuscoguttatus (brown-marbled grouper)
Lineage: Eukaryota; Metazoa; Chordata; Actinopteri; Perciformes; Serranidae
Product: protein snail homolog Sna-like
Exons: 2
Coding region: 254-1420 (388 amino acids)
Biological process (GO): regulation of transcription by RNA polymerase II
Molecular function (GO): RNA polymerase II cis-regulatory region sequence-specific DNA binding; DNA-binding transcription factor activity
Source: RefSeq, a predicted model, not a curated record